AUCACACACAGGGAACAUGUACUAAAUAAAUGUGCGUAUUAAAAUUAUUGGUGUGAAAAUGUCCACUGAGACAAUUGAUAAAAAAGCAACUCAAUGUUUAUGAUAAAUUCACGGCUAAGAAGAUAUGGCGCGGCAGAGGAGCAGCGGCAUCACGAGCCUGGCUUUUAACCAGGAUCAAGGCUGCUUCACUUGCUGCCUAACAUCCGGCCUGCGCGUCUACAAUGUGGACCCACUUGUGGAGAAGACCCACUACAGCAAAGAAGAGUUGGGUGAGGUGUCACUAUGCGAGAUGAUAUUCCGCACCAACUGGCUGCUGGUGGUGAAAGCGCGACGGCCCUGCAGCCUGUUCCUGCUGGACGACAAGCAGCGACGGUUCAUAGCCGAAGUGCAGUUCAAGUCACCGAUCAGAGCCUUGCGAGCCAGGAGGGACAAAGUGGCAGUGGUGCUACCAUCUAGCAUACAAGUGCUAGCUCUGCCGAUGUUGAGCCGCGUCGCGUUGCUCCGUACGCCCAACAACACGCGGCCGCUGUGCGCCAUAGCGACUGACCCUGCCGCCACGCCGAUACUCAUUGCGCCCGCGCAUCGCAAAGGCUCGCUGCAGAUACUGGACGUGUCACGCUCGGUGAAAGGCGCUCAGUCCAGUUCCCCGGCCGUGAUAAACUGCCACAACAACGAGCUGGUGUGCGUGAGUGUUUCCCCGAAUGCCGUGAAGUUGGCGACGGCGUCGGCGCGUGGCACACUCGUGCGCGUGUGGGACGCGCAUACGAGGCAAUUGCUGCACGAACUGAGACGCGGAUCGGAUUAUGCUGAUGUGUAUUGUAUAAACUUCAACCAGUCCGGCACACUCAUAUGCUGCGUAUCGGACAAGGGCACUCUGCACGUGUGGUCUGCGCGGGGUCAAUACCCUCAUCUGGCGAGUGCCUGCGCACAUCCCGACACUAGGGCUCUCUGCGCGCUGCUCUCAGACACCAGUGCCGUCGUGGUUUGCGAAGAUGGAACAUUCCACAAGUUCAAGUUCUCCGGUGAGGGCACCUGUCACCGCAGCGACUUCGACUACUUUCUACAGGUCGGCGAUGACGACGAGUUCACGCAAUGAUUUUUUUCUUAAAAUAAAUAAAUUACAAUAACUCUAUUGGACAUUGGAUACGGACAAGUGACAUUUGAAUUCGAUACAGCGACUACGUUACGAUUGUGAUCCGCAUCAAAUGUGUGUGUGUUACCACAUUUUAUUGGACAAUGACUGGCAAGAAAAUUAGGGUGUAAUUAUGUAUUUUUACAA
This is a messenger RNA of Chilo suppressalis (striped riceborer), 1279 nucleotides long. NCBI's taxonomy places the organism in Eukaryota, Metazoa, Arthropoda, Insecta, Lepidoptera, Crambidae. The record is from the annotation of a GenBank genome assembly.